GAUUGAAUACCGUACGCUGUAAAUGCCUUUUACCUUUCCAGCCCGUGUUCAACCCAACUAACUCCACUCCGUAAUCUUUGGAAACACUCUGUGAACCACGCGUUCGAUUUUUGCAAUUAUAUGAUUUUCUUUUUUGCAAUUUUUCCAUCAUCCUUUUCCCCCAGGGCUUCUUCCCCAGAGUUCGCUUCUGAAGAACUGGUGUGGAUUUCUCGUCCUGUGUAAAUAAGACCUAGGGAGCUAUCAGUUCGAUUCCCAGUCUGAUUUCUUUUUUAGUACAUUCUUCCCUAGUUGCGAUUAGACUGUCACCCACUCUCUAUGCCUAUAUAUAUAUAUAUAUAUAUUCAAUACAAUGAUGUAGGUAGUUCCUGACUUCGAUAUCGAACCCCUUAGUGGUAGAUCUUUAGAUCUACGUGCAUAACAGGCUCUCAGAGUAUUUCGGGAAUGCGUUCUGUAAUGAUUUGACCAAUGCAAGCCCAUGAUACAUUCUAUGAAGAUGGAAAUUCUGCCACGGUGAACAUGGUCAGCCCCAAGUAUAGGCUUUGUUUCAGUUUCCCCACCUUGUAAGUACUGGAGGUGGAGGGAUCUGAGCUUCCACAUCUACCUCAUUACGUCAGGUGCAACGGGAGGUUCAAGUUUCAAAUAUCCCUUCUUUCCGUACCUUACUUAGCUCUAUGCUCAUUGUUAACAGUAUAAAGACAUCCCUCAUUAAAGACUUGAUAAUACGAUAGCUGGUACGAUGCCACCGCACCAGGAUCUAGUGCACUUGACGGUAGAUGACUGGCGUGACAGCAACGUUGAGUUUAUUGGCAGCGAAAUUGACCACAAGGUCAAGUACAACUCUGCAGCUACCGAGCCAGCUUGGCAGGGUGUGGGAGAAACGCCCGGGCUGCAUAUCUGGCGAAUCGAAGAUUUCCAGGUUGUCCCAUGGCCCAAGCACCGAUAUGGAGAUUUCCAUGAAGGAGACAGCUACAUCAUCUUGCACUCAUACAAGGUUGGGAGUAAAGACGGCGAGGAAAAGCUAGGCUACGAUGUCUACUUCUGGCUCGGCAGCAAGACCACGCAAGACGAGGCAGGCACGGCAGCUUACAAAACAGUUGAACUUGACGAGUAUCUGCACGGGGCGGCAACACAACACCGCGAGCUUCAGAAUGAACUUUCAGAUGACUUCGUAGCUCUAUUUCCGCGCAUUCGCAUGCUCUCUGGUGGCAUAGCAUCCGGAUUCACACAUGUCGAAAUAGAGGAAGAGCUAAAGGAAACCCAGAUGCUCCUACGAGUCUUCAAACAUCCUUCGGCCAAGCGAGCUGACUCGGUCAUGGUCUACGAGGUCGAGCCGAUCUGGGAAAGUCUCGACGAGGACGAUGUUUUUAUACUAGAGCGACAUGAUAAGAUCUGGGUCUGGCAGGGCAAGAAUUGCAGUCCAAUGGAGAAGGCAAAGGCGGCCCAAGUAGUGCACGAUAUGACAAUUGCAAAGCGCAUCGAUGUCGAGGUGCUCUCACAGUCUGAGGCGAGGUCGCGAACAGUAGUCAGCUUACUGGGAGGUGAAAGUGCUGAAGGCCCUUUCAGGUCAGCGAGGCCCAUCUCAUCUCACAAGACUCAGCGGCCACGAAGGCUCUGGCGCCUAUCUGAUGCUUCAGGGAAACUCGAGUUCAACGUCGUCAAAGAAGGGUACGAAAUCAGCAAAUUUGAUCUUGACAGCAGUGAUGUCUUUCUGCUUGAUACAGGCAAUAGGGUCUGGGUCUGGCAGGGCUCCGGAGCAAGCACGACAGAAAAGGCAAUGUGGAUUAAGGUCGCAGAAGCAUAUAUUCGGCAUGCUGCCAGUACCGGCGAGGAUAGAGCUCGUGUAUCGCCCAUCGCGAAAGUCGUCGAUGGCAGCGAGAGCUUAGCCUUCAUCAAGGAACUAGAAGUACGAUAGUAGGUAUAUCUGCUGAAGCCGGGAUACUACUUUUGAUCGAAUAUAUCUCUAACGUUGAGCUUUUCACAAAGCCUAUUUGCCUUAUAUAGGGACUUACAGUAGACUAACAUAUUCCUCUCGUGAUUUGAAU
Molecule: messenger RNA, 2042 nt
Organism: Xylaria bambusicola
Lineage: Eukaryota; Fungi; Ascomycota; Sordariomycetes; Xylariales; Xylariaceae
Product: putative actin-binding protein Fragmin
Exons: 2
Coding region: 737-1912 (391 amino acids)
Molecular function (GO): actin filament binding
Source: RefSeq, a predicted model, not a curated record